GAAUGAUGAUGAUAUUUUUGUAAAAGAUGAUAAUUUUAAAAGUGCCUUAGAAUUAUUUGAUGGAUUUUUAAAAAAUGAUAAUAUGAAUAAUAACUCUGAUGUAUCUGAUAAUAUUCUAGAAUCAUCAGAAAAUAUUGAAAGAGAUAACCUCGAACUACCUGACAAAGAAGCUAUUUAUGAUAAUCAUUCUUGUUUAGAUGGAAAUUUUCUAAAUCUUAUAACAUUUUUGAUAUUUAUAUAA
This is a messenger RNA of Funneliformis mosseae, 241 nucleotides long. Lineage: Eukaryota; Fungi; Glomeromycota; Glomeromycetes; Glomerales; Glomeraceae. The record is from the annotation of a GenBank genome assembly.